AUGCGGCGCCUUUUCAGGGGCAACCCCUCCCCUUCUGCACAGCAGCUAGACGCGCCCUUCUUCACCGUGAAGCUCGGCGUGAAGGUGCUGCCCUGUGUGGUGCUGUUCAAGGCCGGCGUGAGCGUGGACAGGGUGGUGGGCUUCGAGCAGCUGGGGGGCAAGGACGACUUCCCGACACAGGCGUUUGAGGCGCGGCUGAGGGCGGCCAACGUCGUCAGCCUGGCGCGGCGCGGCCCCGGCGGCGGCGGCGACAGCAGCGACGACGACGUCGAGGAGCGGCGCGCGGCGGCGGGCCUGGCGCCCACCAGCAUACGGCGCGGCCUGCACAACGCGCCGCAGCGGGACGAGGACGACGAGAGCUCCGACUUUGACUGA
Molecule: messenger RNA, 375 nt
Organism: Monoraphidium neglectum
Lineage: Eukaryota; Viridiplantae; Chlorophyta; Chlorophyceae; Sphaeropleales; Selenastraceae
Exons: 3
Coding region: 1-375 (124 amino acids)
Cellular component (GO): cytoplasm
Source: RefSeq, a predicted model, not a curated record